UGUCAUAGGAUGAUGCAGCCAGUAACGCUCUCCCUCGCCGUGAGGCCUCUGCUGGGAGGAGGGAAGGCUCUUUGCGGCUUGAGACCAUCCGCGGCCAUGUCCACGCUCCUCAUCCAGCAGCCCGCUUACGCCUGGCUUCAGGAGCUGGGGCUGAAGGAAGACAACCCCGGCGUUUUCAACGGGAGCUGGGGUGGGAGAGGAGAGGUUGUCACCUCCUACUGCCCUGCAAACAAUGAACCAAUAGCCAGAGUAAGACAGGCCACUUUGGGAGAUUAUGAAGAGACAGUACAAAAAGCAAAAGAAGCAUGGCAAAUUUGGGCUGAUAUUCCAGCACCAAAACGAGGAGAAAUAGUGAGACAAAUUGGAGAUGCUUUGAGAAAGAAACUUAAAGUGCUGGGCAACCUGGUUUCUUUGGAGAUGGGGAAAAUUUCUGUUGAAGGUGUAGGAGAGGUUCAGGAAUAUAUUGAUAUCUGUGACUAUGCAGUUGGACUGUCUCGAAUGUUUGGAGGGCCUGUGCUACCAUCUGAGCGUCCUGGACAUGCUCUAAUUGAACAAUGGAAUCCACUUGGUCUAGUAGGAAUCAUCACCGCAUUUAACUUUCCAGUUGCUGUUUAUGGAUGGAAUAAUGCCCUUGCACUUGUCUGUGGAAACUGUUGCCUUUGGAAAGGAGCUCCAACAACCCCUCUAACUAGUGUAGCAGUUACACACAUUGUUGCCCAGGUUUUAGAAGAUAACAAACUGCCUGGAGCCAUUUGUUCCCUUGCAUGCGGUGGUACUGAUGUUGGUGCGGCAAUGAGCAAAGAUGAGCGAAUAAGCCUCCUGUCUUUUACUGGUAGCACAAAUGUGGGAAAACAUGUAUCGUUAGUGGUUCAAGAGCGAUUUGGGCGACAGCUUCUGGAGCUUGGUGGCAACAAUGCUAUCAUUGUGUUCGAUGAUGCUGAUUUAAACAUGGUAAUUCCAUCAGUUCUAUUUGCUGCUGUGGGGACUGCAGGGCAGAGGUGCACAACAACUAGGCGUCUGUUUUUACAUGAAAGCAUUCAUGAUAACGUGGUGGAAAAACUUGUGAAAGCUUACAAACAGGUCCGAAUUGGAGAUCCAUUAGACUCUGAUACUUUAUAUGGCCCCCUCCAUACUAAGCAGGCAGUGGAUAUGUACAAGAAUGCUGUGGAACAGGCCAAGCAGCAAGGCGGUACUGUGGCUUGUGGUGGAAAGGUAAUUGAUCGUCCAGGGAACUAUGUGGAACCAACAAUUGUAACUGGACUUCCCCACAAUGCAAGCAUUGUUCACACUGAGACAUUUGCACCCGUUCUAUAUGUGCUUAAAUUUAAGUCUGAAGAAGAAGCAUUUGCAUGGAACAAUGAGGUCAAACAGGGUCUCUCUAGUAGCAUCUUCACCAAGGAUGUAGGCAGAAUGUUCCGUUGGAUGGGACCUAAAGGUUCGGAUUGUGGAAUUGUAAAUGUUAACAUUCCAACCAGUGGAGCUGAAAUCGGAGGAGCUUUUGGUGGAGAAAAGCAUACCGGAGGAGGCAGGGAAUCUGGCAGUGAUGCUUGGAAACACUAUAUGAGGAGGUCUACCUGCACCAUCAACUACAGCAAGGAGCUUCCUCUGGCGCAAGGAAUCAAGUUUGAAUAAUGAGAACUGCCGACUUUCCUGCAGCCGUCAAGAUUUUCACAGAGAUAAUAAAAGAAAAGUAGAUUAUUUUACAGAAGAGGGGAAAAGUCAUGUGAAUGAAGUGAAACAAUUUUACCAAUGAUUUAUCAGAUUUGGGUUUUUGUAUUUUCUCUCACCCGUCAGAUGUGUGAAAUUCUAUGAACCACCUUGAGUCUUUUUUGCUGACAUGGAAACCCAUAUUUCUAGCAUUAAAAAUACUUUCCUGACAAUAGCACCUAAGAUGGAAAUAAAACCUGAAGUUUA
Messenger RNA from Carcharodon carcharias (great white shark), 1914 nucleotides. It is a transcript of the gene aldh7a1, whose product is annotated as aldehyde dehydrogenase 7 family, member A1. The record is from RefSeq and is a predicted model, not a curated record. Lineage: Eukaryota; Metazoa; Chordata; Chondrichthyes; Lamniformes; Lamnidae. The transcript is spliced from 18 exons. Bases 10 to 1632 code for a protein of 540 amino acids. Gene Ontology annotation, molecular function: aldehyde dehydrogenase (NAD+) activity.